AUUGUCAGUCAAUUUCCUGGAGGUGGUCACACCCCUGGUUCUUAGUUUCUGGAUCUUGGUUGCUGCUGUCGCUAAAGUCCGAAUGUGCUGCCUCCGCAUCAAUGACACACCUUGAAAUCAUCAAGUAUUCAACUAUCGCAUCCAUGAUUGUCCUCUAAAUUACCAAAGAGUCUCUGAACGGAUAGUACUAAUGUAUUUGACCUUCCAGCCUUGCGUACUUGUUAACACUUGAUGUCCAAAGAAUAACCUAACAGAUCUACCUCCAGACAUUAAACCUGACCGUGCUUGAUAGACAGAUCAACCUUGCAUACUCUGCAACGAUGAGGAACACUGUUCUUUUACUCGCUGUCAUCGCUUUCUUAACAACAUUGUUGACCUCCUGCGAUGCAUUUAUAUCGGAGGAUCCUGGUCAGAAACACUGUGAUGAAUUGAACCUCACUGAGAUCACGUCUUACAAGAUCGCAUACAUUCAAUUUGAAGAGGUUUCGACCCUGUUCAUUGCUGUCUUGUGGAUAACCGUUGGAGCUCUGGCAAAAUUGUUCUUCCAUUUCUCACCUCUGCCCAAGUAUGUCCCCGAGAGUUGCCUCCUCAUCGCCAUCGGCUUCAUCAUCGGAGCCCUGUUCCUGGUCAACACGGCGUCCCCGUUCAACCCGGAGCUCCAGGCCCAUAUCUUCUUCCUCUACCUCCUACCUCCGAUCAUGAUGGAGGCCGGUUACUUCAUGCCCCAGGCUGCCUUCUGGAGCAACAUCGGGAGCAUCCUCAUGUUCGCCGUCAUCGGAACCCUCAUCAACGCCUUCACCAUCGGACUCUCCCUCUGGGGCAUCUCCGUCGGGGGACUCCUACAUGGCAAUACGACUAUCAAUUUCUUGGAGUGUAUGACCUUCAGCAGUUUGAUCUCUGCUGUGGAUCCGGUCGCUGUCCUGGCUGUGUUUGAAGAGAUCCAUGUCAAUCAGGUUCUACAUAUUCUCGUGUUUGGAGAAUCGCUUCUGAAUGAUGCUGUCACCGUGGUGCUCUAUCGUGUCUUUGAAUCUUUCAAUGAGAUCGGAGGAGAGCAUCUCAUGGCCCAGGAUUACAUAUUCGGCAUCAUCUCCUUCUUCGUGGUUGCGUUUGGUGGUAUCCUGAUCGGUGUCAUCAUGGGGUUCCUCACGGCGUUCAUCACCAAGUAUACCUACAAGGUCAGGGUCAUCGAGCCCAUCUUCGUCUUCGUCAUGGCCUACCUUUCCUACAUCAUUGCUGAGAUGCUAACCUUGUCCAGUAUCCUUGCGAUCGUCUCGUGUUCGAUGUUCAUGAAACCGUACGUGGAGCAAAACAUCUCCGCCAAGUCGCACACCACCAUCAAAUACUUCCUGAAGAUGUUGAGUAGCAUCAGCGAGACCAUCAUCUUCAUCUUCUUGGGGACUACAUCACUUAAUAAGGAGGCACACCAAUGGGACACUGCCUUUGUUCUUUUCACUCUUCUCUUCUGCUCUGUGUAUAGGGCAGUAGGUGUGCUCAUACAGGUUACGGUCCUGAAUCGCUUCCGACUUUUCAAAAUCAACCGACGUUCGCAGUUCAUCAUGAUGUAUGGAGGCAUCCGUGGUGCCAUUGCUUUCUCGUUGGUGGCGCUCUUGUGCUCAAAAGUCAUUGGAGCGAAGCCUAUUUUCUUCACCACAACGGUAGUGAUCAUCAUGUUCACUGUCUUCAUACAGGGUAUUACGAUCAAACCACUUGUAAACUUUCUUCAUAUCCAAAAAGCAGAGAAGCGCAAACCAACUAUGAAUGAAGAAAUCUAUGAGAGGUUUAAUAGUCAUCUAAUGGCAGGUGUGGAGGAUAUAGUUGGUCACCAUGGUCAUCAUUCCCUCAAAGAAAGGUGGGAAGAUGUCAACCGUAAAUUCUUUGAGAAAAUACUGGUGAGAGAGCAAAAAGAGAGCAGCAACUACCAAAUCCUUGACGUCUACAAACGACUGAAAGAGAAGGAGGCUCGGGAGUUGAUUGAAGAAAAUAAAUUCCAUCUAUCACCUUCAGCUGCGGAACUCCUACCGAGAAAUCAAAGUGAAAGCAGUUCUCUUCUAACACCAGAUGUAUCGGAUCCAGCAAUUGGACAGCCUAAAACUUCUCUAGGACAAGAGAAUGUAGAAAACGAACCACAGGAAGGAAUCCCAAGACGUAGGAAAUCAUCCUUUACAAAUCAACUAGAUGCCUUCAAGAAAAGUGCUUACAGACCCCGUAAAGCUCACACCGUACGUCAGUCCCGUUAUUUCUUGCCCGAUGAGGAGGAGGUAACAGACAAAGCACACCAACCCCUCGCAGAACGGAGCCUUCAAAUCCUGCAUCGUCACAAGACAAAGAAGAUACGAAUGAACAAAACUCAAAAGGGCAACGGUCGCAAGCGCUCCGGGUCCCACCUUCGUAACAUGUUCAAGAGCCGUAGUGGGAACAACUUAGAUAAGCAAAGUAAAGAUUCAUCCAGGAAAAGCUUAACAGCGCCUCCUCCCUCCAUAGUCAUCACCCCUCAUACGCCAAGUGCGGACAGUGAUCUGGGAAUUACCUUCAGCGCCAAAUUGGCAACGACUCCGAACGGCAAAGAUGAUGUUAUUGAAACUGGAACCGAUGCUGCUGCUGCUGCUGCUGAACCAGUCGAAGUUGAGGUCAUGAAGCCGUCGACCAGCGAUAGCGAUAGGAAGAGUUCACCGGAAGAUGUCCAAUUCUCCGUCGAGGAUGAAAAAUCAAAAGAUAAAGAGACUGCUUUUUAGCCUCGCAUCUCAUUCAAUCACCAGGGAAGCUUUUCAUGGUGUGCUUUGUAAUGACUCUCGCUUAUAAUCCAUUAUAAGCUACUGAAAUCCUUGCUCCUGAUUGGCUGAGAGCUAAUUUGUCACUGACAACCACCGAUAUGAUGCUUUGUGAAUAGUAGUCUCUUCUCGUUUGCCUUCCAUCGUCAACAUAUGAAAUAGUAGUGAUCAAACUAUUGUCUUUCAAACUUUUGUUAAGUCAUCAUCUUAAAAAUGGAGAGGUUAGAUUGAGAUCGAGAUUGUAUCUCAAUCAUUGGCAAAGAAUGUUUGUGGAAUUUAAACUUAACAUUUGUAAUGUACAUGUGUGUAUAGUUGUUCAAACGAAUGUGACUAACUUUAUGGGUUGAAGUGAUAUGCAAAUGCAUUUGUAAUAAAUAUCAUGCAAUAUUUACCAUUUUGAUUUAUUUACCACCUGUGAUUGUUGGAACUGUGAGUUAAUAGUCUUUCUAGUAUUACUAGCUAUAUCUCAGUUGUAGAAUUAUAUACAUACAUAGUCAAAAUAUAGAAUGGAUUAUACUUUUUAUUUGCAAUAUCUUUAUGAUGGGAUUAACUGAGAAAUGUGAAUGUUUUCCAUUACCAUUUGAAGUGCGUAGAAUAUGUUUGUAAUUGUUAUGAUGGACAUGAAAUGUCAAGAUCAUGUUUGAAAAAUUGGUCAUUCUUGACCUCUUGCAUUACAUGUAAUCAAGGUUACCAUGGUAGUUGCCAUAAUGGCAUAGUUACAACAGUUGCAAGUCCUUUAUGAACAGGCCCCAGCUCUUGGAAAGGGUAAUAUGAAAUAUAGAGAAUGUGAAGAAUAUCUUACCAAAAGGCACCUCUGAAAUGAUUGCUCUCAGAAUGACUCCAUAUUGGAGAUAUGACAAGGAAUAUCUGAAAAGUUUGGGUGUAACAUAAUCAUGCCAGACAAGUGCAGUCCCAUUAUACCUGUUUCUGUGUGCAGUUCAACUGCCUUUUGACCACCUAGAUUGUAAAUUGAGGAUAAUUGCUAAAUCUUACUAGACAUGUUUAUGUUAUGAUAAAAUAUUAUAACUUUGUCUUUAAUUGGUUGUUGUCAGUAUAUAUAUAUAUACAUUCCAAAAGAAAAUGCAGUAGUUACUUGUGUUAAUUAUUGAUUCAUGGAAAAUAUAAAAAGCAGCAAUGAAAUUGCAUUACAGAUUGUAUAUAAGGAAGAUGUGCCAUUUAUUUAAUAUGCGCAAAGAUAAUUGCACAAAAUCAUGUACUGUCGACAGGAAUAGAACAAAAUUUAUUGAUGAUUGGUACACAAAAGGGAAUGUUUGGAAUAUACUCAUAGAUAAUAGGGGUAUAUGGUGACAUUUGUAAUGAUGAUAAAUCACUAUUGAUGUGAAGAAACUAAGUUUUUCUCAUGUCCCGAUAUCAACCUUUUCUGUAUGUGAAAAACUUUGUUUCAGAAGGAACUAAUCCACUUUUUAAGAUAUUUACUUAUUGAUAUUAGGCUGUUGUUCAGGUAUAUUCAUGUCACAUGAAAUCUUUGGGUUGGUUAAUAUUUUUAUAUUGUCAUAGAUAUUUAUUUGUUAUAAUAUGGUUAAAAACUGUGUUUUUCUCUAAAUUAGAAUAGAUGGAUAUAGUACCUUUUGGAACUGCAGUACUCAUUUGCAUUUUCACAAUUCACAAUGCGCCAGCCCAAUAAUUUUGUUUCGUAAAAUAUAUUGUGGCCUUUU
Messenger RNA from Lytechinus variegatus (green sea urchin), 4444 nucleotides. RefSeq names its product probable Na(+)/H(+) antiporter nhx-9. Bases 321 to 2732 code for a protein of 803 amino acids. Gene Ontology annotation, molecular function: sodium:proton antiporter activity. The transcript is spliced from 14 exons. NCBI's taxonomy places the organism in Eukaryota, Metazoa, Echinodermata, Echinoidea, Temnopleuroida, Toxopneustidae. Gene Ontology annotation, biological process: regulation of pH; proton transmembrane transport; sodium ion transport. The record is from RefSeq and is a predicted model, not a curated record. Gene Ontology annotation, cellular component: membrane.